UCGCUCGCCGGCUCACCGGUGAUGUCUAGGUACAGGUCGUCCUGGUGGUCCAGGCGGUGCAGUUCCUGCGACGUGGAGCUGCGGCUCUUCUUCACUCCUUGCGAGGACGCCGAGCAGCGCCGCGAGCAGGGGGGCGCGGCGGCCCAACUCGGCCGCCGCUCGCUCUUCCGCUUCAUGGAGGCGGCCGCGGCCCGUCAGGGGGCCACGACCAUGGCCCCGAGCGUCCGCUCGCCCGCCGAGGCCCGCCGGCCCCGCGCGCGGGCGCUCCGGGCGGCGGGCGCGGAACGGCGCUGCGGGGACGGCGGGCGCGGGUCGAGCCCGGCGGGAGGCGGCGGCGCAGGAGUCGGAGGAGGGGCCGGGCCCACCGCGCCUGCCCCGCUCCCUCCUGCGGCCGCCAAGGGACCCGCGCCGCAGCCCAGGCUACAGCGCCUCCUGCCGCCGCCGGCGCCCCCCAGCCCGCCCCCAGGUGCCCGCAGCCCGCUGGGGCGCCCGAGGCGACGGUGCUGCCGCCGGCGGCUGGGGCUGCCCGGGGUAACCGCGCGCGCCCACCGUAGCCGCGGACGCUGCUGCCGAAGCGCCGAAGCACAGUCGGCCGCGGCUCCCGGGGACCCCAGGAGGGCUGUUCCGUGGAGCUUCAUUCACAAAAAAGGGCCCACAACCCUCCUCGGGGCCCGCAGAAUGGGGCUUUUCAUUGGUCAGUGA
Molecule: messenger RNA, 702 nt
Organism: Mustela erminea (ermine)
Lineage: Eukaryota; Metazoa; Chordata; Mammalia; Carnivora; Mustelidae
Product: laforin-like
Source: RefSeq, a predicted model, not a curated record